Cryptomeria japonica (Japanese cedar) is the source of this 1794-nucleotide messenger RNA. RefSeq names its product leucine-rich repeat extensin-like protein 4. The coding region runs from base 332 to 1681 and encodes 449 amino acids. The transcript is spliced from 3 exons. NCBI's taxonomy places the organism in Eukaryota, Viridiplantae, Streptophyta, Pinopsida, Cupressales, Cupressaceae. The record is from RefSeq and is a predicted model, not a curated record. Gene Ontology annotation, molecular function: protein binding.
CAAAUACACGAUCAAAUCAACCAAGAAAAAGUGUAGAAAUAAAGUAAACAUGGCCUCCUUUGAAAGUCGAAAAGCACGAGAAAAUAGGUAGGUGGACAAAUGGAUUUCCAAUAUAGUCUGUCAGAGCUUUCAAGACUGAAAAUGUUGUGUUUGAUCCACAGUUCUUGCUGACAUUAUUGUAGGACCCUUCAUGGGCAUGCUUUUCCAGUACGGACCAGUCUGAAAGGGAUAAAUGAUUGGCUUUUUAUAAGAACCCAUUUAAUCUUCUUCAUCAGAGUUGUACUGAGUAUAAUGACUGCCAGAAGAGACGUUAUACAUGGUCUAGGAAACAAUGCCUUCAAUAGAGCUCUUUUGUAUUAGCAGCAACAGCACUAUGGAAAUCUGGACUGUUAGGAUUUCUCAGAUAUUGAGAAUAUAUUUCACUGUAGUGCUACUGUUCCUGUGUGCCUGGAAUGUAAUUCCAGAGACACCAUUGGAGCAGCCUGGCAAUGCUCCCAAAGAUGCUAAAAUUAGCAGGGAGAUGAUUGAGAUUGGUAUUGGGGUAGGUGGCAGUGGUGGGGGAAUAGGUAUUGGAAUUGGAAUUGGGGGUGGGGGUAGUGGAGGAGGAGGAGGAUCAGGAGGUGGAGGUGGUGGCGGUGGUGGUGGUGGAGGAGGAGGAACUAAUGUUAAUCCAAAUUGUUUCAGUAAUGCUAGGCUUUAUCAAGCUUUUCUAGGCCUUCAAGCCUGGAAAAAAGCAAUCACAGCUGACCCUCAGGGUGUCCUCAACAAUUGGGUAGGUCCUGAUGUUUGUAAUUACACAGGAGUCUACUGUGCACCUCCCCUAGACAAAUCUGUGGACAAAGUUGUUGCAGGAAUAGAUCUGAACCAUGCUACGCUCACAGGUACUCUGGUGGACGAAAUCAAACUGCUGAGCGACAUUGCAAUCUUCCACAUAAACACAAACUUUUUCAAGGGCACCAUUCCUCCAAGCACAUUAAAUCUCAAAAUCCUAAGUGAGCUGGAUGUGAGCAAUAAUCAGCUCUCAGGAAAUUUCCCCACAGUGGUUCUCACUCUCCCAAAGCUCAUAUACCUAGACAUCAGAUACAAUAAAUUCUAUGGAACUCUUCCUGCAGAGCUCUUUAACAGAAAUCUGGAUGCCAUUUUUGUUAACAACAACUACUUUGAGCAACAAAUCCCAGCAAAUCUUGGGAACUCUAGGGCUUCUGUUGUGAAUUUCGCCAACAACAAAUUCAAAGGAAACAUUCCUUCAAGUCUCUGCAACAUGGCCGAAAAUUUGAAUGAGAUUUUAUUUCUCAACAAUAUGAUUUCUGGGUGCCUUCCUGCCCAAAUUGGGCUUCUAAAUGCAGUCACAGUAUUGGACUUAAGCUUCAACAGUAUAGGUGGGAAAAUUCCUCCAUCACUUGGGUGCUUGAAUAGCAUAGAACAGCUCAAUUUGGCCUAUAAUCAGUUGUAUGGUACAAUUCCUGAUGGCAUCUGCAGCCUCAAAAGCCUGCAAAAUCUUACUCUGUCUAAUAACUACUUUUCAGGAGAGGGCAAAAGCUGCACUGUUUCAAACUGUGGAUUUCUGUUUGAUGACAGAGGAAACUGCAUUCCUAACCGUCCAUUUCAGAGAUCACAACAGGAAUGUGCUGCAUUUGCUGCCAAGCCUAAAACUUGCACAGCUACUCUUCCUCCAAAUUGAUUUGGAAUAUCACCAUCUUUAUUACAUCAUAACUCAACAAUGGCAUCGUGGUUAUCUUCUUGUUUUCUUCUUUAUCCAAUAAAAAUGACAAUGACAAUUUUUCUUUGCUCUAA